AUGGGGGCAGCAUCGUAUAUACGUGAUGCGGGUCACACUCGAACGUCUGUUUCCAUUGUUUCAGACAAUUACAAGCUUGGCAAGUUGAUAAUUGAGGGCAAAACUAAAAAGGUUUUCGAACUCGCCAAUGAUCCCAAGUUAUGUUACCUCGAGAGCAAGGAUCGCAUCACAGCUGGCGACGGUGUCAAGUCGCACGAGCUGGAAGGCAAAGCUGCUAUCAGCAAUGCCACAAAUGCCAAAGUUUUCCAGUUGCUUAAUCAAGCCGGCAUGAAGACGGCUUUCGUCAAAGUUGCCGGCGAAAAGACUUUUAUCUCGAAGAAGUGCGAGAUGGUGCCGAUUGAGUGGGUCACCCGGAGAUUGGCUACCGGUAGCUUCCUCAAAAGGAAUCCUGGCGUACCGGAAGGAUUCCGUUUCAAUCCACCGUUGCAGGAAACGUUCUAUAAGGAUGACGCAAAUCACGAUCCGCAAUGGUCGCAGGAGCAAAUCAUCUCUGCUGGCUUCAAGCUUAACGGCCGUACGAUUGGCAAGGACGAGUACGACAUAAUGCUGCGCACCACUCUGGUCGUGUUCGAGGUGUUGGAACGUGCCUGGGCUACCCGCGAUUGCGCGCUCAUCGACAUGAAGAUCGAGUUCGGCGUGGAUACCGACGGCGAGAUCCUCGUAGCCGACAUUAUCGACAGCGAUUCGUGGCGAUUGUGGCCAAGUGGUGAUAAGAGACUCAUGAAAGAUAAGCAG
Phymastichus coffea is the source of this 735-nucleotide messenger RNA. RefSeq names its product bifunctional phosphoribosylaminoimidazole carboxylase/phosphoribosylaminoimidazole succinocarboxamide synthetase (gene Paics). Gene Ontology annotation, molecular function: phosphoribosylaminoimidazolesuccinocarboxamide synthase activity. NCBI's taxonomy places the organism in Eukaryota, Metazoa, Arthropoda, Insecta, Hymenoptera, Eulophidae. The record is from RefSeq and is a predicted model, not a curated record. Gene Ontology annotation, biological process: purine nucleotide biosynthetic process.